AUGUCGUUGGCUGAAGGCGAGACGCUCAGAGAUAAACAGAUUGGGCUAUUGGAGCGGAUGCUCCAUUUGAAUCGUGAUGGAACCCCAGAUUUGACUUUAGCCAUGGAUAAGGAGGAGAUCAUUUGGAAGGUGUUGAUUAUGGAUCUGAAAGCACAAGAGAUCAUAUCGUCUAUACUUCGAAUGAAUGAUUUGAUGAAGUGUGGGAUCACGUGGCACUCGUUGAUUAAUAUCCGUAGAGUCAACAUGCCAGAUACUCCAGCCAUAUAUUUUGUUGAGCCUACCAUUGAGAACAUAGUCAUCAUAAUAGAAGACAUCAAUCUGGACAAAUACGAUGAGUUUUAUAUUAACUUCACCACAUCUAUUGAUCGGAAUCUCCUUGAGGAGUUUGCUAAGAAGGCGUCAAUGCUGGGGAAAGCCAAUAAGAUCAAGCAAAUUUAUGAUCAAUACCUGAACUUUGUGGUUACUGAAUCCAAUUUGUUUUCUUUGGGUAUGUCUAAGUAUUUCUACAAGUUCAAUAAUCCUCGAGUGAGUGAAGAUGAAAUUGAACAGUACGUUGAAAAGAUUUCCAAUGGACUUUUAUCAGCCGUUAUAACUUCAGAUUCUAUACCAAUUAUUAGAUGUCCUCAAGGAGGAGCUGCUGAGUUGAUUGCUACCCUGUUGGAUUCGAAAUUGCGUGACUAUUUGAAUAAUUCCAGAGGACUUAGUAAUGGAGGUGCUCCUGCUGGAGGAGGAGGGGCUCUCAAUGUUAAUAAAAGACCAGUGUUGGUUCUUCUUGAUCGGAAUAUUGAUUUAACAUCAAUGUUUGCUCAUUCUUGGAUUUACCAAUGUAUGGUAAGUGAUGUGUUUACUUUGAAAAGAAACAGAAUUACCAUAAGAAAAUACUCUGAAAAAUCGUCAAAUAAUCCUACUCAACAAGAAUAUGAUUUGGAUCCAAGAGAUUUUUUUUGGAAUAAAUAUUCUGGAUUACCGUUCCCAGAUACUGUUGAAAAUGCUGAUAUUGAGUUGAAUUUAUAUAAGAAAGAAGCUCAGGAAUUAACAAACAAAACAGGAAUUUCAUCCAUGAAUGAUAUCAACAACCUAAAAAGUGAUGAUAGUGCGGACACUUACCACAUUCAACAAGCUGUGGAUUUAUUACCGGAAUUGACCAUUAGAAAGAGAACCUUGGACAUGCACAUGGAUAUUCUAGCUUCGUUAAUUGGUGAAUUACAAGCUAAAAAUUUGGAUAAGUUUUUUGAAGUUGAACAAAAUGUCGGCAGUACCAAAGUACAACAAGAAUUCUUAAAUUUGUUCAAUGAAGCCAGUGAAAGAAAUAAUGGUUCAGACAAAUUAAGAACAUUUUUGAUUUUAAUUUUGACUGUUGAUACACUUUCUGACGAUUUUAUUCAAACCAUUAGAAAGAAGUUCAGUGAAACAUAUCCUGAAUUAGAUUUAAGUUCCUUUGACUACAUUGUAAAGUUCAAGCAACUUUCCAAGUUGAACAACUAUGCCAAUUUCAAUGACUAUAGCCAAAAGAGUAACUCCGGGUCUGAUGUUAGCAAUAAUGCAAGUGCAUUAUUAGGAGGUUUAUCGUCCAAGUUAUAUGGUUUAACAGAAGGAAGAAUCACUGAGGGACUUACUUCUAUUGCAUCUAAAAUUAAAAACUUUAUACCUGAGAAGAAACAACUCCCCAUUACAAAUAUUGUUGAAUCAAUAAUGGACCCCUUAAACAACGCUUCAAAGUCUUGGAUCCAAGUUACCGAUGAAUAUUUAUUUUUUGAUCCUAAGUUAAGAGGCGGCCAUUCCAAACAACCAAAGAGACAAGCAUACGAUGAUUCUCUUGUAUUUGUUGUUGGAGGAGGGAAUUAUAUUGAGUAUCAAAACUUACAAGAAUGGGCAGCAUCAUCGACUCAAGCUGGAUCAAAGGAUUCAAAGCGGGUUAUCUACGGAAGUACGGACAUAAUUUCCCCUACACUCUUUUUAGAAGAAUGCGCAGAGUUAGGAAGAGCAUAA
Lizanozyma spartinae is the source of this 1989-nucleotide messenger RNA. It is a transcript of the gene SLY1, whose product is annotated as syntaxin-binding protein. Gene Ontology annotation, biological process: intracellular protein transport; endoplasmic reticulum to Golgi vesicle-mediated transport. Bases 1 to 1989 code for a protein of 662 amino acids. The transcript has a single exon. Gene Ontology annotation, molecular function: syntaxin binding. Gene Ontology annotation, cellular component: Golgi membrane; cytosol. The record is from RefSeq and is a predicted model, not a curated record. Lineage: Eukaryota; Fungi; Ascomycota; Pichiomycetes; Serinales; Debaryomycetaceae.